AUGUCGAAGUGGUCAGAUCUUCCUAGGGAUCUGGCCGAGGAGGUUUUCUUGAAGCUUCCUGUAACAUCUCUGAGAGGAGCACGAUGCACCUGCAAAAAGUGGAACACUUUAACCAAAGAUGAGAGCUUUACAAAGCUUCACCUCCGUGAAGCAGAAGCAAACAAGAAACAGAGGAAAGAGUUUGAGGUGGUCAUGGUUCUCGAAUAUAAAGCUUACUUGAUGAGCGUCGUCGAUCUCCUCUGUGAUCCAUCUAUAGAGCGUAUAGGCAAACUCGUCAGCCUUGGCGAUGACGCAUAUAUCAAUAUAUAA
This is a messenger RNA of Microthlaspi erraticum, 309 nucleotides long. The record is from the annotation of a GenBank genome assembly. NCBI's taxonomy places the organism in Eukaryota, Viridiplantae, Streptophyta, Magnoliopsida, Brassicales, Brassicaceae.